ACCCGGAAACACAGCGGAGCCGAGGCAGACAUGGCGUCUCCCGCGGUGGGCAGCCACGUGUGGGUGGGAUCCGAGACGGGGAUUUUGAAAGGAGUCAACCUGCAGAAGAAACAGGCCACGAAUUAUAGGAUGGGGGAAACAACUGUCAGUCGACGAGAAGCUGUCACCUCCAUGUGUUGGGGUGAUUCGUACGAAUCAGAGAUCUUUGUGGGAUGCCUCGAUGGAUCCGUUAGAUUAUUCAGUACCGAAAAGGGCAAGUUUAUUGAAUCGCGGGACUGCCACGGAGGUGAAGGAGCCUUUUGUGGCUUAGCUGUCCUUGAUGGUUCCCUUAUCACCUGUGUGGAGUCUGGGUUGAUGAAAAUCUGGCGGGAUGCCUCCUCGGAGAAUGUGGAAAUUCAGGUGGGGCCUGGCGUCUGCCGCAUGAGGCAAAACUCCCAGCAGCGCCACCGUAUCGCCACGGGGGGAAAAGAGAAUUGUCUGAAAAUAUGGGACUUGCACCAGCCUCAGGAACCGGUUUUCCGAGCCAAAAACGUGCCUCACGAUUGGCUUGAUCUGAGGGUACCUAUCUGGGACCGGGAUAUGGAAUUCCUGCCUGGAUCUGAGAAGAUUGUUACUUGUACCGGACACCAUCAGGUCCGGCUUUAUGAUCCCAGUUGCCCCCAACGCCGUCCCGUCUUGGAAGCGACCUUCGGAGAGUACCCACUCACAGCUCUCUCGCUCACCUCCGAUGCGAAUGCUGUUAUUGUUGGCAGUUCCCACGGAGAUGUUGCGGUUAUAGAUCUACGUCAAGGGCGUUUGGUGAAGUGCCUCAAAGGUUUUGCUGGCAGCGUCCGCGCCAUCCAAUGUCACCCAACGCUUCCUGUGGUCGCCUCUUGUGGGUUGGACCGUUUCCUUCGGCUGCACAACCUCCAGAGCCAGCGUUUAGAACAUAAGGUUUAUCUCAAAUCCCGAUUGAACUGUCUCUUGCUGACCAGCCGGGAAAAAUGGGAGAGUGAGGAUAUCGAGCCGUCCAUUAACCUGCAGGACGAGGUGAAAGAGGAAGACGACGAAUUAUGGAACUCCAUGGAAGUGGUGGCUUCUAAACGGAAAGCCGGUGAUGAUCUUGGCUCCCGGACGGGGAAUUCGAAACCCCCUAAGGACGCAACCGUUCAAAAGCAGAAAAAGAUGAAAAAGACUAAAUUAUGUUCACGGUGAGAGGUACCGUUCUUACCUAGGCUUCCCCAAAAAGCACGAAUCAGAUUCCUGGUCCCAGCAAAACCCCUUUUAUUAAACGAAUGUGA
Molecule: messenger RNA, 1280 nt
Organism: Thamnophis elegans (Western terrestrial garter snake)
Lineage: Eukaryota; Metazoa; Chordata; Lepidosauria; Squamata; Natricidae
Gene: WDR74
Product: WD repeat domain 74
Exons: 11
Coding region: 31-1194 (387 amino acids)
Biological process (GO): ribosomal large subunit biogenesis
Cellular component (GO): nucleolus; preribosome, large subunit precursor
Molecular function (GO): protein binding
Source: RefSeq, a predicted model, not a curated record